AUGUCAACAACAUUACAAGAUAUAACAGAAAGAUUACUUAUCCGGUCACAAGAAGCUAUAUUACAAUUAGAUUUAUGGAUACAACGUGAGAAAAAACAGCAAGAGUUAUCAACAUUAAACAAUAGUAACAAUAUUACAUAUGAUCACGUUGAUAAUCAACAGUAUAACGUCUAUUUGGCUCAAUUGAACUCAUUGAUUGUUAGAGUUCAAUAUAUUAGAGAUAAAUUCUUACACAAUAUCAAUCAAUUGGAUUCCACUCAAGAUGAACAGAAAUAUAUCGAAAAUCUAGUAUAUGAAUUUAAACAAAUUACUUUGAAAUUAAAUGAUUUAUCGAAAAAAAAUAAAACUACAUCUUCUUCAGAAAAUUCUUCCAAAACCGCUUCCUCUAAAAGUAGUAUGGAAUCAUUUGAACCAAAACCUUUAAAAAUUAUAAAGAGAACAAAAAAUGACCAAAAAGUAAGCAAUACUAUUAAUAAUGAUCACGAUCUCAUUAUGCAAGAUGAAAACUUACAGCGCCCAAAUUCUUUACCAUCUUCUCCCAUUGAGAAAUCUUCAUAUGUCACAAUAUCUCAAAAUGAACAAAACCUUAGAUUAAUGAAAUCUCAGGAUUUCUCUACCAAAAAAAAUACAUCACGCAAUACUAAUUACAAUACUAUUAGAAAAUUUGAAAAUGACACUAUAAAUCAAUUCUUUAAAUCUCAACAAAGGUUAUCCAUCGGAAUAUUCGACAACGAUGAUGAUAACAUCUAUAGUACAAAUAUGGGAACGGCAACAAGAAUAACUGGUGAAUACCUGACUGACAAUAAUUCUGAUCAAGCUACUGUAAUUUCUCAAGGAACAAUCAAAAGAAAUGAUGACGAUUUUACCCCUCUUCGACGUUAUAAUUCUCAUGAAAGUAUAUUAUCUCAAAAGAUCUCAUCGACACCUUUAAUUGAUAACAAUAAUAAUUUAACUUUCAACUCAAAAUUACCAUUAUAUAGCUCAAUAAGGAGACCAUCUAUGCAAAGUAUCCAUGUUACUUCAAACCCAAUCUUUGCAAGAAGUUCACAAGGCAAAACUUCAAAAGAUUUACUAUCAUCAUUUGUUACAUCUUCGAUUCCAAGAAAUAAUAAUCGUAAUAUCCAGACUCGUACUAAGACAAGAACACAAUCAAGAAGGAACAAUCAAUUGAGAGACCAUACAAUAAAUCAAACGUCAACUUCAUCAUUUUUCGGAAAUUGGAACUUUUUAAAUCGUUUUAAUAUGAUAACAUCAGAAACGAAUACAACAACUAAUAGGAAAAGAAACUAUAACAUACCCCUUGUCAAUCAAUCAAGGGCACAUAAUAUUGAUGUUAAUGACACUAUGGAUUCAAUAUCAAUUAAAGAACCUGUCUAUGAUAAUACGAUAUCAUUAGAUGAUUUAGAAGAUGCACUCAAUACUGAGUUACUCCUUUAA
Messenger RNA from Naumovozyma dairenensis CBS 421, 1437 nucleotides. RefSeq names its product Vac17p (gene VAC17). The coding region runs from base 1 to 1437 and encodes 478 amino acids. Lineage: Eukaryota; Fungi; Ascomycota; Saccharomycetes; Saccharomycetales; Saccharomycetaceae. The transcript has a single exon. Gene Ontology annotation, molecular function: protein-membrane adaptor activity. Gene Ontology annotation, biological process: vacuole inheritance. The record is from RefSeq and is a predicted model, not a curated record.